Molecule: messenger RNA, 1221 nt
Organism: Seminavis robusta
Lineage: Eukaryota; Bacillariophyta; Bacillariophyceae; Naviculales; Naviculaceae
Source: the annotation of a GenBank genome assembly
CAUGUGUCCCUCUAGCUACUAUUUAAAUAGCUACGAUGUACCGGUAGCUUGUGAUAGGUUUGCAUGUGGUACAGUCCUGAGCAUAGCACCAGCUCUAGCUAUGUAGCUACCGGUACCAGUAGCUAGCUAGUCUUGGUACAUGUACCCACCGGAGGGAGAGCAUGGCGAAACCGCGAAAAAAGAAACUCUUGGCAGCUCUGUGGGUUUCUUUUAGCAAAGCAUUCGAUCGAGGACCACCCCACACCCCAAACACACUCGAUCCAUGAGACGAAGAAGAGAAUAACGAGAAGGAAGUUGGAAGGCUUUGUGAAAGACAAGAGAGAGAGAGAUAUCGAGCGGUCUAGAAUGUCGUUGGCACCAGAGGAAAUAUAUGUACGAGUCAAGCGCCAAAACCAAACAUACUUCAUCCCCUGUGCGCCAGACGAUAAGAUUCGGGUGGUGAAGGAGAAGAUUGAACAGGCAUUGAAGGUAUCCGAAAAAGACGAUGGAGUGACGGCAGAUCACAUGCGGCUGCUGAUGCCACCACCCAAAUCGACGGUCCUGGAGGAUGACCAAGCCUUGACACACUACGAGAUCAAAAAUGACACGGAGUUGCAUGUUGUUUUCCAAAUAUCAGAAAAUCUAUGGGAGACAGUGGCUGUCGAGAGUAUGGAUAUUGCUAGUUCGGCAGCCCCAAGUUAGUUAGUUGCUCUGGCUGCAAAAGCGAUCGACGUUAGCUGCGGCAAAAGCAAAGACGUAAAUAAUAUGCUAUAGAUUGGGAAACCAGUUCUGAAAACCUUUUCGUGGAGACUCGACUCAUGUAAAAGCUGACAACUCCACGUUGAAAUUGGCUAGUGGUCAAAGGACACUUCUAAUCCUUGAACAUUUGAGGAUUGGGACGUAUCGAAGUUGAGGAAUGGUUCUGUUUUCGUCUCCGAGAAGGAGUUUUCUUCGUGAGUAGUCGGAGGAUCAUGGAUCUUUCUUGAUGCAAAGCUUGCACAUCAAAUCUAUCAUACGGUAGCUAGCUAGAAGCCUUCUUCCUCUUCUGAGGUUGCGGUCGCUGCGAAAGAAUUGCGUGGUCCCAAGGGUUGUCAUCCCUUUGGUUCGUAUGCAAAUGGUGCUACACAAGCCACACUACCGUAGCUAGCUACUAGUAUUGCAUUAGCCAUCAAGUUAAUACUUUGAACAAUCUUUUAUAUGAUGUAUUACCGGUCUCUUUCUUAAAUGAUACAAAAUCGGGCU